GGUCUGGCCGAGGCCAUUGAGCUGCUGCAUGGGAAAGCCAACAACAAGAACUGCCGCCAUGGGGACUUGAAACCGGAGAACAUUCUAGUAUUCGAGUCUUCCGCGGCCAAGAGCCUCGGUGAUCAGACUUCGUGCGUUUUAGUCAUCUCUGACAUGGGAGUCUCGAAAACGCAUGACCUUUCAACGCAAGAGCGUCGAAAGGCGACCACCAUACAAGCAGCAUAUACUCAAACGUACCGGGCGCCGGAGACAGUGUUGUUCGCAAAUCAGCCAACAACACGCCGCUACGAUAUAUGGUCGUUUGGCUGCCUCUGUUUGGAGUUUCUGAUAUGGCUGCUGUACGGAAGCGAUGAGCUGAAGCAGUUUCGCGACGAGAUCAUGGCUAGUCCCGACGGAAGCUUCUUUGUGGUCCCCCGGAAGGAAAUGGCAGUGGCCGAGGUCAGCCGCGAAGUGAAGAAGUGGGUCCAGAAGCUGGAGCUUGACAGCAAAUGCUCUGUGCCAAGUUUGAGCAGCACCGCGGUUGGCCGGUUACUGACCCUUAUCGAGGACCGUCUGCUC
Molecule: messenger RNA, 558 nt
Organism: Lasiosphaeria miniovina
Lineage: Eukaryota; Fungi; Ascomycota; Sordariomycetes; Sordariales; Lasiosphaeriaceae
Product: kinase-like domain-containing protein
Exons: 1
Biological process (GO): peptidyl-serine phosphorylation; peptidyl-threonine phosphorylation
Molecular function (GO): protein serine/threonine kinase activity; ATP binding
Source: RefSeq, a predicted model, not a curated record